Argentina anserina (silverweed cinquefoil) is the source of this 562-nucleotide messenger RNA. RefSeq names its product cytochrome c oxidase-assembly factor COX23, mitochondrial. Lineage: Eukaryota; Viridiplantae; Streptophyta; Magnoliopsida; Rosales; Rosaceae. The record is from RefSeq and is a predicted model, not a curated record. The transcript is spliced from 3 exons. The coding region runs from base 47 to 271 and encodes 74 amino acids.
UCAAGAGAGCCGAGAAUAGAAGAGAGUAGAUAUCCAAGCUUUAUCAAUGGCUUCAUUAUCAUCGAGUGCGUCAACAGCUCCAUACCCAAGCGCUGCUAGAAUCUCUGAUUCUCAAUGUUAUCAGCAGUACACUGCCUCUCUCAAAUGUCUAGAAAAGUAUAACUCAGACAAGAGCAAAUGUCAAGAACAAUUUGAUAACUAUAAAGAAUGCAAGAAAAAGGAGAGAGAAGAUCGACUGGAGCGAAACAAGAGUAGGUCUCUUUUCUCUUGAAAUCCUCGCAUGAUCUUAACUCAUCAUAAGGGUGCAAAGCUUAGAUUUGAGCUCGUCACUCAUCAGAAUCGGUAUUAGAUACCCAGGCAAAUAUAGCUGGUUCUGUGUGGCUCAUCCACUUUAUUGCGGCAUUUGUAAAAACACGAUGAUUAUUUAUUAUAUUGUUUCCAGACAAUUUAGACUUGGAUUUUGCUUCAAGUCUGGAAUGGUGAUGUUAGUUCUACUAUAAACCAUAAAAAAACAGAACGGUUAUCAUAGGCUUUUGGCCUUGCUUAUUUGGACGGGACUGUU